AUGUUUCCUUCCAAGUUCACUGCUAUGGGACUGGCUAUUCUUCAGGACUGGUGCAGGUGGAUGGGUGCCAAUGCCCAGCGCUCUCUGCUCAUCCUGGGUAUCCCCGAUGACUGUGAGGAAGAAGAAUUCCAGGAGGCUGUGCAGGCUGCCCUCAGGCCCCUGGGCAGGUACCGAGUGCUUGGCAAGGUCUUCAGAAAAGAGAUCGGGGCAAAGGUCGCUUUGGUUGAAUUCGCUGACAAUUUAAACCAAAGUCUGAUCCCCCAACAAAUACCAAAUGAUAGGGGGCCCUGGACUGUGAUCUUCCUGCCUCCAGUCCCUGAUAUCGAGCUACAGGACACAUUCAAUUUCCCUGCACAGGCUCACGGGCAAGCUUUGGAAGGGUCUUCAGGUGGGGCAGGGGCUUCAGGUAGAUCAGGGGCUACAGUGGAGGAAGGAGAUGUAGUUAGGGCUGUGGGUGAGGCAGGAGGAGCAGCUGAGGAAGGAGCCGAGGAUGAGGCAAGAGUACCUGUUGAGGAAGGAGCCGAGGGUGAGGAGGGAGGAGCAGAUGUGGCUCCUCCUGCCCCCUUCCUACUGGAGGAAGGAGCUGCAGCCAAGGCAAGAGUGUCAGAAGAGGAAGAAACAGAGGGUGAGGAAGGAGCGGGUGAGGCAGGAGGAGCAGCCCAGGAAGAAGCUGCAGCUGAGGUGAGCAUGUCAGAUGAGGAAGGAGCAGCGGAUGGGGAAGGAGUUGUAGAUGAGGGAGGGGUUGUGUAUGAGGCAGCAGUAGUAGAUGAAGCAAGAUUGUCAGACGAGGGGGCUGUGGAUGGGGAAGAUGAUGUAGUUGAGGCAGGGGCUGCGAGAAUGUCUGAUGAGGAGGGAGCUGGAGGUGACAUGGGGGUCGCAGGUGUUAUAGGAGCUAUGGGUUGGGCAGGGGCUGCAGGUGAGGUAGGAGCUGCAGGAGAAGGAGGCGUUUUAGAGGCAGGAGCAGGAGGUGAUGAGGGGUCUGCAGGUGAUGAGGGCUCUGGGAGCGAUGAGGGGUCCGCAGGGGAUGAAGGCUCUGUGGAUGAUGGAGGGGCCGUGAGAGAAGCAGGAGCUGUAGGAGAGGAUGAGGCAGGAGCCGUAGGUGAGGCAAGACUGUCAGAUGAGGAGGGAGCUGCAGGUGACAUGGGAGUUGCAGGCAUUCUAGGAGCCGUGGGAUUGGCAGGGGCCGCAGGUGAGGCAGGAGGCUCGGGUGAGGAAGGGCCCUUUGAUGUGGCAGGAGGGGCACGUGGGGCUGGAGCCUGGACCCAGCAGUGGGGCCAAGCCGUGCAGCCCAUCCUGGAAAACAUGGCCUACCAGGAGCUGAGGCACUUCUCUGGGAUGGAAGAGCCCGGCUGUGGGGGUCUGUCUUUUGAGAGCUGGCUGGACCACGCCAAUGACAUGCUAUACAUGUGGCGCCACAUAUCCGAGACGGAACGGCGUCGGCGGCUGGUCGAGAGUUUGGGCGGCCCUGCCCUGGAUCUCCUGUGUGAGCUUCUGGAAGAGAAUCCAGACACCCCUGUGCAGGACUGCCUGGCUGCACUGUUGAAGGUGUUUGGCAACAAGGAUCCCGUGAUGACCGCGCGGAUGAAGUUCCUGACUUGCUCCCAAGGGCCUCAGGAGACACUCUUUGCCUAUGUGAUGCGCCUGGAAGGUCUGCUGCAGAUGGCCGUGGAGAAGGGGGCCAUUCAGCCUGCAAUGGUGGAUCAGGUGAGGGCACGGCAGGUGCUAAUGCGAGCCCGGCCCAACCAGAUGCUGCAGAACAACCUGAGGAGGAUGCGACUGGAGAGGCGGCCACCUGGCUUUGUUGGGCUGCUCAGACUUGUUCGGGAGACUGAGGCAUGGGUGGCAGCUCUGGUAGAAAAUGCAGUGGUCCAAGUAGGGGAAGGGGUGGAAGUGCAUGGUGGAGAGCUGGAUGUGGUCCAGGCUGCCCUUGUUGGUGUUGGGGGCACUGAGCCUGCUCCUGCUGUUAGAGAGGCCCUUCCAGCCAGUGAAGCUGCUGGCCAGGCUGCUGCUGCUGUUCUUGAGCAAGCUGUUGAGGCUGCUGCCGAUAUUGAUGGUGCCGCAAAGGCAGGCCUUGAUUCUGACGAGGCCAAGGUCUUCCUUGUCACCGACAGAGAUGAAAAUGUGUUGGCCCCUGCUGGCUCAGGCCAGGCAGGACCCACUGAGGGUCCAGGUGUGCCUGAGAGCUUGACCAGUGCAGGAGAGCAAGAAGUAGAGCCUGUACCAGAGGGGCUGAAGGAAGAGUCAGAAAAUGAGGAUGGGGCAUGGGAAGGUAGUCACCCCAAAUCCUUUGGCAAAUAG
This is a messenger RNA of Chionomys nivalis (European snow vole), 2298 nucleotides long. Its product is annotated as paraneoplastic antigen Ma6F-like. The coding region runs from base 1 to 2298 and encodes 765 amino acids. The transcript has 2 exons. The record is from RefSeq and is a predicted model, not a curated record. NCBI's taxonomy places the organism in Eukaryota, Metazoa, Chordata, Mammalia, Rodentia, Cricetidae.